AUGGUAGAUAUCAACAAACAAGCUUUUUGGCAUUUUACCUUUAAAGACAUAUUAACUAUUCUAUGUUCAGCUGCUAUACCUAUAGCUCUUGCGAUUUAUACUGCAAUUGGGUCUCAACAACAAAAACGAGAAGCUGAAAGAACACGACAGUUUGAUUUGGAACAAUCGAGAGAAUUAAGACAACAAACACUUUAUGAUGAAUUCAUAAAUAAUAUUUUCAAAUUGGAUAAUUAUGGUUAUCUUAAGGAGAGAAAAAAUCCAUGGGCAUUUGCAAAUGCAUAUUAUCGUGCUGCUCAUCGUCAGUGGGAUACUAUACGUAAAGCAGAUGUCUUACAAUUUCUGAAAGAGAAACAAUUAAUUGGUAGAAAUAAUUGUUCUGAUGGAUGUAGAACAACAAAAUUAGAUGAUAUAAUUCGUUUAAAUGAGUUAAACUUUGAUAAUGUACACCUAGCAAGUGAAACUGGUAUAUUAAAUAAGUUGAAUUUACAAUGUGUUUCUUUUGACCAAGUAUCAAUGUCAAAUGCAGUAUUUUCAUUUGCUAGUUUAAAUGGUGUAUCAUUUGAUGGAGGACGGUUGGAUAACGUUAAGUUUGAUGGUUCAUCUUUACUUUGUGCUAGUUUUGAUGGUGUAAAUCUGUCGGGUGCAGAUUUUAGAAACUCUGAUCUGACAGGUGCGCAGUUUUUAAAUAGUGAUAUGUCAGGAGCUAAAAUAACGGAAAAUCAAAUGAAACAGGCAUAUUUUCAUAAUAUAACUAUGCCAAACGGAGCGAAGAGUGAAAGUACAUUCUCAUCGACAAUAAAAAAAUCUAUAGUACAAACAACAACAACAAUAAUAGAAACAAAAAUGUCGGCAGCAUCAUUACCAUCAUUAACCUCAACAAUAUCCACUACAUCAUCCACAACAACUUCAGCAUCAUCGACAACAUCAGCAUCAACAACAACGUCAACAGCAACGUCAACGUCAACAACAACAAUAACAACAACAACAACAAUAACAACAACGUCAACGUUAACAACAACCACAUCAACAACAACGUCAACAACCACAUCAACAACAACGUCAACAUCAACAACAACACCGUCAACGUCAACAACAUCAACAACAACGUCAACGUCGACAACAUCAAUAACAACGCCAACAACAACAACAACAACAACAACAUCAACGUCAACGUCAACGUCAACGUCAACAACAGCAGGAAAUCCAUGUUAG
Molecule: messenger RNA, 1212 nt
Organism: Adineta steineri
Lineage: Eukaryota; Metazoa; Rotifera; Eurotatoria; Adinetida; Adinetidae
Source: the annotation of a GenBank genome assembly